AUGAACCACAUUGCUCCAUUGGGUAUUAAGAUACUCAGGCCUAGACCACAAGUAGUUUUUCACCUGGCGGCCAUCGUAUUUAAUUCCUUUUUCUUGAUUCACAUUCUUCUCGUUCUCACCAAUUCAUACUCGAACACCAUUUUGGCGGAAAUCGGACAGGAUUUACCACGCGAACUUGGCACGGGACUAGCAUUGAUAUAUCCAUUUAUGUAUUCAAUACCCAACGAUCGCGGCUCAAAAGCACAAAUGUUAGCGUCAGAGGAUGGCGCGCAAUUGAGAAAAUCGUCAAAUAAGAGUCUCAUUGACUUAACAGGAUUCUUCGUUAUGAUCGCUCCAAUCGCCACGAUGCUUCCCCUGGCCUGCCUCACAGGCUACUAUGCGGAUCAUGAAUUGAUCGCCGAUGCACUUCAACUUUCCAUGAUUCACUCAUUCAUCUGGGCAAUUUGGGUAGCACUAUUUUUGGGAUCAUCGAUAUUCUUUUGGUGCAAACUAAUCUUCAUUAUAUGGAACAACAUUGACGAACUGGAGAGGAAGAGGAAGAAUGAGGGUUCGAACGUGCAAUCUGAGAUCGCGACCUUAAAGAAAGCAGCCAGAAAUGAUUCAAAAUCACUAAAACAUCAUUCAUCCAAAAAUUCAAAAUUUGACUUCCAUUCUACAAAAAGACUGGAUGCGUCGAAGGAUGAUCAGGUGUCAAUUGUUGAAUUUGAUGAGGAAUCCACAAUGCCCGCUAGUCCAACUAGUCCAAUCUCGUUGGAAAAAAAAAAAUUGAAUGAUCGACCGUCAGCCGAACUUCGAACUUCCGUUCAGUCAAAUGACAUUAGUGAAAGUCGCAGGGACAGUUGCGUAAGCGACAGUUCUAGUCGAUUGAGCGAUGGAACGAUCCGGGUAAAUCAAGACAGCGGAGGUGACAACUUCGCUAACAGCAGCAAUGCGAUAGAUUCGAGCGUAUGUGAUUCAACUAGAAUAAUAAGCAGCAGUUCGUGGUCAAAUUCAAGAUUUUAUCCAAGAGGUAGCAAACAGACGUCAAUAUCUACACUAUCCGACCUAAGCCUUUCACCAACAUCGUCGAUAUCGGAUGAGGUUGGGAUGACCAUUUAUCCGUCAUCCUUAACACCACGAAGCAAUUACUUUUUCAAUACGAACCUAACGAGAUCCCAAACCUUGCCGUUGCACCGUCACAAAAGCCAUGAAAGUUCAAUGGGACAAAUCGCCGAAGAAAUGUUGGGAAACAACAAAAACGAUAUUGAUAUUUUUUCAUCGGAUACCAUUAAUAACAAUUUAAUAAGGAGUAAUGUAAACAAUGGUGAAGGAUAUAAUGAUUACUCAAUAACGAGUGACGAUGUCAUAGCAUCGACGAGAGCAUCCCGGGCAAAGUCGGAAGAGGAUUUAACGUUGAGAGGAGAUAGAUCCAACCGUGUCGGUGGAUCGCAUCGAAGCGCAGAAUUAUAUCAACAAGGAGAAUCGGUUUCGAUGGUUAGCAUACCCAACAUGCAAGAUUGGUUGAAGAGACCUGUCUCGACCAUCCCCAGGAAAAAGACAAUAUCACAACUUAAUAAUAAGCAAAUUUGA
Molecule: messenger RNA, 1569 nt
Organism: Acaulospora colombiana
Lineage: Eukaryota; Fungi; Glomeromycota; Glomeromycetes; Diversisporales; Acaulosporaceae
Source: the annotation of a GenBank genome assembly